Zea mays is the source of this 1493-nucleotide messenger RNA. Its product is annotated as RING-H2 finger protein ATL70. The coding region runs from base 557 to 1111 and encodes 184 amino acids. NCBI's taxonomy places the organism in Eukaryota, Viridiplantae, Streptophyta, Magnoliopsida, Poales, Poaceae. The transcript has a single exon. The record is from RefSeq and is a predicted model, not a curated record.
GCCGGUUAAGCUUAAGAUGGAGAGAGUAAACCAAAGAAAGUCAACCUUCGCACAUGAUGCCAUUGUACAGAAUCAGCAAGCCCUGCAACAACACAACCAUACGAGACAUCACAUGAGGAGACACCCUGUGUUUUUGUUUUUCCAAACAAAUUAGAAAAUACACGCGAGCAAAACCAGCAGGAAACAGGCGUAUAAAAAACAGCAAACGCGACGCUUUGACCUCGAGAUCACUGCCCCCCCUCCCUUUCUUGUUUCUUCUUCAUCCAUCGACCAUCCCUCUCCUGCAGUCCUGCUCCUCGCCUGCCCAUCUCCUGUUCGGCGCUAGCUCCGCGACAUGCACACAUUGUUGACGUCGCACUGUCGCAAGCUCCCCCUCCCUUCAAACCCAAACAAAACCGCACCAAACGAUCCAAAGCAGGGGCACGGAUCGCUGUCUGCACCAACACCAACGCCGACGCCUUACCCUCACCUCGCCGAGCUUGAGCGCUAGUCGUGUCCGACUGUCCGUACCUCGCCGCUUGGCUCAGCUCUCCGAGUUUCAGCUCAGCACGCCGCGAUGAGCUCCGGCGGGACGCCGCCCGUGGGGCUAACACCGGCGGACGGCGGCAUGUUCAGCACCGACCGCAUCGGCGGCUUCGGCUACGGCGUCGGCGUGUCCGUCGGCAUCCUCCUGCUCGUCACCACCAUCACGCUCGCCUCCUACUUCUGCACCCGAGCGCCCGCCGACGCCGCGGGGGAGGCCGCUCCGUCGUCCGGGCGCCACGGCGGCGAAGGGGCGCACGACGAUGUCGAGCUCGGCAUCGACGAGGCCACGCUCAAAGGGUACCCGGAGGUGGUGUACGGCGAGGCCAGGAAGCUGGCCAAGGCCACCAAGAAGGGCACCUCCACGUGCACGUGCUGCUCCAUCUGCCUCGACAACUACGGCAAAGGCGACGUGCUCCGGAUGCUGCCCGACUGCGGCCACCUGUUCCACCGGGAGUGCGUCGACCCCUGGCUCCGCCACCACCCGACGUGCCCCGUGUGCCGGACGUCGCCGGUGCCGAGCCCCAUGCCAACGCCACUCGCCGAGGUCACGCCGCUGGCAAUGUCCAGGAUGUCGAUGUCGUCAUGACAACAGGCACAGACCGGCUGCUUCUUCUAUUUUCCCCCUUUAUUGCCCCGUACUGCUAUACCACUACUAAUGUAAUGUGGUGGAAUUGGUAGAUUGGGGCUCAUGGCAUUUAAAAAAAAAUGGAAUGAGCGAAAAUGUUCAGGAUACUAGGAAUUAGAAUAAUAUUUUCUUGGGUGCAAUUGUAAAUUUGGGUUCAGCAUCGUUUUCUUUUCUCCUUCAUGAAAAAGGAUCCGAUCGAAUUAGGGGCUGACAAAUAUUGGACGAAUCUUUCAAACCACAGGAACCGCGCUUUCUGCUUCACAGUCAUCAUCUGGAGACAGUAAGGAACUUGCUCCCACGUCCCAAGAAUAUGUGAAUUCCUGAUGAUGGAACUUUUGGUGCA